This is a messenger RNA of Sitophilus oryzae (rice weevil), 1873 nucleotides long. RefSeq names its product maltase 2-like. Gene Ontology annotation, biological process: carbohydrate metabolic process. The record is from RefSeq and is a predicted model, not a curated record. The coding region runs from base 29 to 1810 and encodes 593 amino acids. NCBI's taxonomy places the organism in Eukaryota, Metazoa, Arthropoda, Insecta, Coleoptera, Curculionidae. The transcript is spliced from 8 exons.
CAUACAGAAUCGACUUCAAAACCCGUUUAUGUGUAACACCCGACAUAAGAUGAAGUCGUUACAGUGUUUAAUGUUCGCGGUGUUCUGCAGCGUUGCCUUCGGUGACACUGUUGUAUUAACUAACACAGGAAAAGAAGACGGAUCCAAUCUGAAACUUUUCACUGAAUGGUGGGAAACAUCUGUGUUCUACCAGAUAUAUCCCAGAAGUUUCAAGGACAGUGAUAACGAUGGAAGCGGUGAUCUACAGGGAAUAAUCCAAAAGCUGGAUCACAUUCAAGAUGCUGGGAUAGAUGCUGUAUGGCUUUCUCCAAUUUAUAAAUCCCCACAAGUUGAUAAUGGUUACGAUAUCUCAGAUUAUCGUGACGUUGAUGAGAUCUACGGUACUCUCGAUGACCUAAAACAGCUACUUGACGAAGCUCACAAACGUGGCAUCAAAGUGAUCUUAGAUUACGUUCCCAAUCACACCAGUGAUCAACAUGCAUGGUUCCAAGCUUCUUUGAAGAACGACUCUGUAUACGCUGACUACUACGUCUGGAAAGACGCAGUUAUAGUCAAUGGAACCAGAACUCCACCAAAUAACUGGCUUAGUGAAUUUAAAGGAUCUGCUUGGGAAUGGAGUGAAGAAAGACAGCAGUACUAUCUUCACCAAUUUUCCGUCGCUCAACCUGACUUAAACUACCGUAAUCCAGCUGUCGUGAACGAACUGAAAGACGUUUUAACAUACUGGUUGGAUUUUGGUGUUGAUGGCUUCAGAAUGGACGCGGUAUUCGCUCUUUUCGAAGACGCCCAAUUUAGGGAUGAACCUCCGUCAGGGGACACGAACUCUGGUCCUGAAGAUUACGGAUAUUUGAAACACAUUUACACGGCCGACCAACACGAAACUCUCCAACUAAUCUACGAUUUCAGAGAUCUAUUGGAUAAAUACAGCGCCAACCUGUCAUAUCCUCGAAUUAUGAUGACCGAGGUCUACAGCGAUAUCGCAACUACCAUGCUCUACUACGGAACUUAUAGCGGGUCUAGGAAAGGAGCCCAUUUCACCUUCAACUUCUGGUCUUUUAUCCUGGGACUCCAGAAGGGCUUUACUUCCACUCAGUUAUGGGGGUCCAUUUAUAACUGGUUUAAUUACAUCCCAGCACAAUAUACUCCUAACUGGGUGUUGGGAAACCAUGAUCAGUCGAGGGUUUCCACCAGGUUGGGACCAGAAAACGUCGAUGCUUUAAACAUACUAAUUUCUAUAUUACCCGGAGUUCAAGUAACUUACAAUGGUGAAGAAAUAGGUCAGGAGAAUGGAGAAGUAACUUGCGAGCAAGGCUACGAUCCACAAGCUAUUAAAAACUGCAGUACUUUCAACCAAACGAGCAGAGACUUUGAACGAACACCUUUUCAGUGGGAUUCAACAGUAAAUGCAGGAUUUAAUGAGGGUGCUGAACCUUGGUUACCAGUGAGCCAGAAGUACUUAGAGACGAAUCUAGAAAGCCAAAACGUUACUGGUAUAAACAGUCACUACAAUAUCUACAAACAAACGUUGCAAUUAAGGCAGUCCUUCAGAAAUGAGACUGGAUAUUUCGUACUUUUAUCAAGUUACGCUAAUCUGUUUGUGGCUGAAAGAAUAUUAUCUUCCAAUAACGAUGAUUAUGUGUUGUACUAUAACGUUGGCGAUGAAGCUGUAACUCCGUCAAAGUAUAUCGCUGAGGCCAAUGCAACAGUUGUUAUAAGAAGCAGUAAUAGCGCUUAUAAUAUUGGGGAUCUGUUUAACUACAACGGUACUCUUCUAGCGAGAGAAGCAGUACUAGUGCGUCUGGACAAAUAAAUGGACCAGGAAAAUUUUGAUUUUGUAACAGUUAUACUUUAAAAUAUAAACAAUAAAACAGUC